AACCCUUUUUAAUAUCUCUGCCUCUAAAGUCUAGUCAUAUUUUUCCACUUUUCUAGAAUAUGGAUAAGACAGAGAAGGAUGAAUCUCUCAGCCCUAUCUCACUUCUUGUAGUUCUUUCACUUCUCAUAAUACUUAGUUGGGUCACUAUACUCCGAGACUUAUACUCAAGUUUUCGGCUUAUACCUCAAUUCUUCAGAGACUUCUUUUAUGGUGCGUGGAAGGUUUGGAAUGAAAGAAAGGCCACAAUUCAGGAAGCUUCAAUCCACAAACUUUGCACCCAUGAAAAUGUGCAUAAUGAGAAGCUUUCUGAAGAGGUGGAAAUGGUGCUUAAAGAGGAGGGUGAUGACAAUAAGCUAUCUGUGGGAGAGGUGAAGAUAGUGAUGGAGAAACUUGGAACAUUAUGUGAUGACCACCCUGAUGCUGAAAACUAUGAAGAGGGGAUGGGUCCAGAUGAGAUUGCAGGGCUGUUUGAGGAAGAGCCAAGUCCAGAGGAAGUGAAAGAAGCAUUUGAUAUUUUCGACGAGAACAAUGAUGGGUUCAUUGAUGCAGGGGAGUUAGGAAGAGUGCUCUGUUCAUUGGGGCUCAUGAAACCUUUGGAAGUGGAAUGCCAAAGGAUGAUCAGAGUCUUUGAUGACAAUGGAGAUGGACGAAUUGAUUUCAAAGAAUUUGUCAAACUUGUGGAGCACAGCUUCUGCUAAAAUGACACUCCCAACUCUCAAGCCCUCUUCUUCUCCCAUUAAUGGUGAAUCCCACUGUAAAUUUAAAUAACGGGACUCACUAUUAUGUUAGAAAAAGCAAGUUUUACUCCUGGAAUAUUGAAUAAUUACUCACAAAAAAAGGCUGGACUCACAUCAAACAAAAAAUAGAAGUCUGUAGAACACCCUGCAGGCUGCAGCAUUCCAUGAGAGUUUUGGUAAGUGUGAACCCUUAAAAGCAGCUGGAAUUUUUUUUUUUUUUUUUUUUAAUUUCUUUUUUGAGGGAGCUGGAAUUUUAACUAAUAUGUCAACUAAUUUUAAGAGACAUUAACAAUGACUUGGGAAAAUCAAAGAACACCUACAAAUGAAGGGUGAAGCAGACAUCUCAAGCCAUUAUGUUUCUUUUUCUUUUUCCCCACUUCAAGUUGAGGGAACCAUGUACCGGAAUAGAACUCGAGCUCUCCUCUAUGAAGUAGAGUUAAAAAAAAAUGCCAUUAAUCCUAAAAAAAAUUCACUCUUGGCAAGCCAUAUGUUUGAUCAUGAAUGAUUAAGUAUUAUUUCAUCAAAUAAAACGAACCAAGUGCAGCACAUUAAUCUUUUUAAAUAAAAAAUAAAGAGAGAGAGCUUAAUUUCGUGUCGGCUCGAGAAAAUUUUUUUAGCUCGUUUUGUAAUCCAUUGUGAAUCCUGUACGCAAGAUGUAGAAAAACGCAAUUUUGUGAUUAGGGUUUGUUGUUGUCGUGUUUAUUGAGUGAGAAAUGAACU
This is a messenger RNA of Quercus robur (English oak), 1457 nucleotides long. Its product is annotated as probable calcium-binding protein CML47. Gene Ontology annotation, molecular function: calcium ion binding. NCBI's taxonomy places the organism in Eukaryota, Viridiplantae, Streptophyta, Magnoliopsida, Fagales, Fagaceae. The record is from RefSeq and is a predicted model, not a curated record. The transcript has a single exon. The coding region runs from base 60 to 698 and encodes 212 amino acids.